CCCCAACAUCAGGCGAGAGGCCAAAUGCCCCCGGCCGCCAUCAGAAUCAAUCUUCGGUCGAUGUCCCUUUUCUCAGGAUUGAUCGCAGCCACGAGGAAAAUGGAUUCAAACACCAUGCCCCCAAGGCGUUAUGUGCCGCAGAGUCCAGAUGGACCUUUUCCUUAUUCCCAGGAAGACCUCACUCCCAUGGAGCCAGGGGACGACUCGAGCUUUUAUGCUGCUCCGCGGUUUGUAACACAUAUUGACGCCAAUGCCAUCAACAACGUGCGCAACUAUUAUGCGCAGGUCUUGCCCCGCAAAGGACGGAUAUUGGACUUUUGUUCCAGCUGGAUUUCACAUUAUCCGACCGAGGUCACCAAGGCAGCAUCGUCAGGGGAAGUCGAGGUGCUAGGGAUGGGCAUGAAUCGCGCUGAGCUGAGCAAGAAUCCUGUAUUGACACACUGGUCGGUGCAAGAUCUCAACGAAGAUCCAGAAGUCCACUUACCUGGUCCGGCCGUGGGAAAGUUGGAUGCAUCGACAUGUGUGGUGUCCAUCGACUACCUGACAAAGCCAGUUGAAGUUCUGCAGAGUAUUCGACGACAGACCAACCAGGGUGGAAGGGUGCAUCUGGUCAUUUCCAACCGGUGCUUUCCCACCAAAGUGGUCGGAAGGUGGCUCAAGAUCGACGAAGACGAGAGGCUCAACAUGGUUGGGGACUAUCUGUGGUGGAGCGGAUGGCGCAAUAUUGAGAUCCAGACGCUGGUGGAAGGCUCAUUCAUGACAGAUCCGCUGUGGGUGGUGAGAGGUGAGAACAUCGAGGCCGCUGGUUGAGAGGUUGAGAGGUGUGUGGUCGUGGAAGGCGCAGGAGUCGGACAGGCGAACACCAUUUCCUGGACCUGCUCAGGUGCCUCUCCAGGUACCUCUUCAGGUAGGGAGCCACCUAACGGACCUUCCAGCGCAGACAGACCGGCCUUCCUUCACCAGGCGUCAGGCAUCAGGCAUCCUUCACCCAAAUCCCUCUUUGGGCCACUGAGCCUUCGAUCGCCUCCCCUUCCCAAAACACACUCC
Messenger RNA from Cladophialophora immunda, 1047 nucleotides. RefSeq lists its product as uncharacterized. NCBI's taxonomy places the organism in Eukaryota, Fungi, Ascomycota, Eurotiomycetes, Chaetothyriales, Herpotrichiellaceae. The coding region runs from base 25 to 810 and encodes 261 amino acids. The transcript has a single exon. The record is from RefSeq and is a predicted model, not a curated record.